AUGGCAGAUAUGCCCCGAGGAGUGCUGCUUGGUAUUAUCUCUUCAGCAUACAACCUGGGUGCUCUCUGCGCUCUACCACUAGUGCCGUACGUGAAUGAUAGAUUUGGGCGACGAUGGGCGAUCUUCCUCGGCUCUUGGAUUAUGGUCAUCGGAUCCCUAGUUCAAGCCUUCUCCAUCAGUGCUGGCAUGUAUAUUGGUGCCAGAUUCAUCAUCGGUUUCGGUAUACCGUUCUGUAUCAUCGCAGGCUCCUCGUUGAUGGGUGAGCUUGCGUAUCCAAAGGAACGACCGAUCAUGACCUCUCUCUUCAAUGCGCUCUGGUUCGUGGGCUCGCUCAUAGCAGCGGGGGUAUCAUACGGUACCCAGAAUCUCAAAGACGACUGGGCCUGGCGUAUACCAUCACUCCUUCAGGCUGGGCCAUCACUACUGCAGAUUGUGUUCAUCUUCAUGAUUCCCGAGUCGCCCCGAUUCCUCAUCUCUAAAGAUCGUCGCGAAGAAGCAUACCACACACUGGUUACCUUCCACGCCGAAGGUGACAGCACUUCACACUUUGCCGCAGCUGAAAUGGCACAAAUCGAACACACCAUCCGCAUCGAACUGGAACACUCAAAACGUUCCUGGCGUGAGAUGAUCGCUGUCCCUGGUCUACGCAAGCGCGUCAUCAUUGGAUCUUUUCUGGGUCUCUUCACACAGUGGUCCGGUAACACCUUGCUCAGCUACUACCUAAACCAGUUGUUGAAUAUGAUUGGGUACGAUGAUCCUGGGUUUGUGGGGAGAGUGAACGUCGGGCUCAACAGCUGGAACUUGUUUACUGCAGUGUCCUUUUCGCUGUUGGUCCGACGCUUCCCGCGCAGAAAGAUGUAUCUCAUCUGUGCGAGUAGCUUGUUGUGUUGCUAUGUUGCGUGGACAGUCGCUGUACACCGAUACACUGCUACAAAGAGUAUUGAGCCGGCGAGAUUGACGAUUGCGAUCAUCUUUUUGUAUCAGGCGUGUUACAAUAUUGGGUAUAACGCGCUUACGUAUACGUUCCUGGUCGAACUGUUCCCUUUCGCGCAACGUACCAAAGGCAUCACCAUCUUCCAGUUCUUCAGCCGGACAGCAGUCUUCACCACGACCACCCUCAACCCCAUCGGACUGCAACGUAUACAAGGACGUUGGCUUAUAAUGUACUGCGCUUGGCUGGCAUUUGAGAUUGUCUUUAUCUACUUCAUGUUCCCUGAAACCUACGGUCGCACGUUAGAGGAACUCGCCUUCCUAUUCGAAGACAAUAUGCUAGCUGAUGAGGCGACGACACAUGUUCAGAAACAGAUGGAGUGGUCGGAAAGAAGGUGGAGUCGAAUGGAUGAGCGGAUGACUUGGGAGAUGGAUGUUUUGAUACCGACGAUAGCGCGUAAUGGUGGGGGAGAAGAGAUUGCAAAUGAAAGUAGACUCGAUUCGAGAGGCAUGAUACGGCGAAAUGAUAUGAGAUAG
Molecule: messenger RNA, 1467 nt
Organism: Alternaria atra
Lineage: Eukaryota; Fungi; Ascomycota; Dothideomycetes; Pleosporales; Pleosporaceae
Exons: 6
Coding region: 1-1467 (488 amino acids)
Biological process (GO): carbohydrate transport; transmembrane transport
Cellular component (GO): membrane
Molecular function (GO): carbohydrate:proton symporter activity
Source: RefSeq, a predicted model, not a curated record